AUGGACCGACACCGUGACACCGACCCAAACCCUGAAACCAAGCUGACAACUGAAGCUUUACCUUUAGAUGUGCGAAAAGUGAUCAUUGGUGAAGAAGAGCAGCAGGAGUGGAACUCCAGUCUGAACCAGGAGGAACCAGAUCCUCCACACAUUAAAGAGGAACAGGAGGAAGUCUGGACCAGUCAGGAGGGAGAGCAGCUUCAGGGACUGGAGGAGGCUGAUAUCACCAAAUUCAUAUUGACUCCUGUUCCUGUGAAGAGUGAAGAUGAUGAAGAGAAACCUCAGUCCUCACAUCUUCAUCAAACACUAACUGAGGAGAUAAAAACAGAAGCUGAUGGAGAGGACUGUGGAGGAUCAGAACCAGACAGGAACUCACAUCCAGAUACACAUUUACAACCUGUUACUGAUGACAAGACUUCAGACUCUUCUGAGACUGAUGACAGUGAUGAUGAUGAUUGGACACAGACCAGGAAACCUCAACGUUCAAAUACUCUUAAAAAUAAUGAAGACCCUUUAGGUGAUGUGAGCUGUAACCCUGUUCAGAGAUCAUUUAGCUGCUCUGAAUGUGGUCAGAGAUUUGGCCGGAGGCCACAUCUGAAUGCACACAUGAGAAUUCACACAGGAGAGAAACCAUUUAGCUGCUCCUAUUGUGGCAAAAGAUUUUCUCAAAAGGGAAACUCAAUCAGUCACAUGAGACUUCACACAGGAGAAAAACCAUUCAGUUGCUCAGUUUGUAAUAAAACAUUCAGGUAUAGUGGAGACGUUAGCAGACACAUGAGAAUCCACACAGGAAAGAAAUCAUUUAGCUGCUCUGAAUGUGGAAGAACAUUUUGCCGCAGGGAUCAUCUGAUGAGCCACAUGAGAACCCAUACGGGGGAGAAACCCUUUAGUUGCUCAGUUUGUCAGAAGCGUUUCAGCUGCAGUGGAAACAUUUUGGCACACAUGAGAAUUCACACCGGAGAGAAACCAUUUGAAUGCUCAUUCUGUGGCAAAAGCUUCAGUCAGAAAGGAACUCUGCAGCUACAUGUGAGAAUUCAUACGGGAGAGAAACCGUUCAGUUGCCCUUUUUGUGAUAAAAGAUUUGCACAUAAAAGACGUAUGACCCUGCACAUGUCUGUCCACACAGAGGAGAAGAGAUUCAGCUGCAGUGUUUGUGACAGAAGGUUCACGUGGUACACGCAGCUCAAAACACACAAGUGUGUUGGUGAGUCCUCACAAAUCCGUCAAAGCCAGACUGAGAAAAAGGUUACUGCCAAGGAAUCAUUUAGCUGCACUGAGUGCAGUAAAACAUUUAGCCUCAAGGGCAACCUGAAGACACACAUGAGGAUUCACACAGGAGAGAAACCGUUCAGUUGCUCAGUUUGUGGUAAGAGUUUUAAACAAAACGUUCAUCUCACCGAACACAUGACCAUCCACACCGGGGAGAAACUGUACAAAUGCAGUCUUUGUGGCAAAGGAUUCAACAAGAAGUUACUUGUCAAAAAUCACACAUGCUCUUAA
Molecule: messenger RNA, 1500 nt
Organism: Scomber japonicus (chub mackerel)
Lineage: Eukaryota; Metazoa; Chordata; Actinopteri; Scombriformes; Scombridae
Product: gastrula zinc finger protein XlCGF57.1-like
Exons: 3
Coding region: 1-1500 (499 amino acids)
Biological process (GO): regulation of transcription by RNA polymerase II
Cellular component (GO): nucleus
Molecular function (GO): RNA polymerase II cis-regulatory region sequence-specific DNA binding; DNA-binding transcription activator activity, RNA polymerase II-specific
Source: RefSeq, a predicted model, not a curated record